Messenger RNA from Punctularia strigosozonata HHB-11173 SS5, 4713 nucleotides. RefSeq names its product RhoGAP-domain-containing protein. Gene Ontology annotation, biological process: signal transduction; regulation of GTPase activity. The transcript is spliced from 9 exons. Gene Ontology annotation, cellular component: cytoplasm. Lineage: Eukaryota; Fungi; Basidiomycota; Agaricomycetes; Corticiales; Punctulariaceae. The coding region runs from base 288 to 4568 and encodes 1426 amino acids. The record is from RefSeq and is a predicted model, not a curated record.
CGACGUCCUCUCCAGCCUAAGCUGCUCUUGCGCUCGUCGUCGAGCGCGUCGUCGCCUCCGCCAUCUGCUCGUCACCGUUCCUUGCGGCGGCGCCCUGACCCACUUUGCCUGAGGCAUCCCGAUCUCGGCACUGCGACGCACAUCCACAUUUAGAUACACCCACUUAAGCCUACGACACGACGCAUACGCAUACGCACACGACUGGAUAUCGCCACGCCGUGUAACGCGGCGCAUAGACUCUCAGGCGUAAUCUAGGCCACCGCGACCGGUCAUUCGACGCAGACACCAUGGCCGAGCUCGCCAACAGCCUUUCUGCCGAGCAACUCCCGGAGAUGGACCAGAACAGCGUCUGCCCGGGCUGCAAAAAGUCGGUCUUGGACGAGAGCGGGGGCGUCGUCGUCGCUUUCGGCCAGUCAUUCUUUCACGUAGACUGCUUCCGAUGCGCGAAAUGCGGCGAACAGGUCACGGCCGAUACGAACCUGCUCCUGCUCUCGGACGGCUCCCCGAUAUGUUCCAACUGCUCCUACGGCUGCGCCGUCUGCGGCCUGCCGAUCCUCGACGAAGCGAUCAUGACCGGCGACGACUCGUACCACGCCCACUGCUUCAAGUGCAAGGUCUGCCAGAAGCGCAUCGAUGAGCUCGUCUUUGCCAAGACCCGCCAGGGCAUCUACUGCAUGGACUGUCACAACGCGCGCGUCGCUCGCUCCCGCCGCCACGCCCAGCGACAGAAGGAGAAGCAGCGCGCCGCUGUUGCCGCCGCGAACGGGCAGGGGCCAGAAUCGCCUGCACCGCGAGAGAACGGGGCUGGAUCCCCCGCACACGAUGCCGCGUCCUUAUCGUCCGAUCCGUCGAAGUACUCGUCGAAGCCGCCCUCGCGCGACGGCGUGCCACCGCCGUUCGGCGCGCCGGGCCCGGCGACUAGGCGGCGGUCGCAGCUGGGGCCGGGCCCGACGGAUCAAUCGCCGCAUCCGCCACAUCGAUCUCAGAGCACCCCUCAGACGCGUCCUCGGGAGCUGCCGACGCCACCGCCUCUCCAUCCUGUGCCCAGCACCAGCUCCGCGCCCACCGUCCAAGGCGGUAGCCCGUACAUCAGCGUGCCCGACGACAACCACAACAACACCCUCCCGAUGCCCAGCUACGCUGACGCGCAGGACACGUCCGCCUUGCACGUCGGCGCAUCCAACGGUGACAAGAGAAAGAGCUUUGACGACGGCGUCCGACCUUUGAACGUGCUCUUCGGUGGGGGCAACAAGCACCCACCAAGGGCUGAGUCACCCGACGUUCUAAAGAAUACCACGAACGGCAUCGCCGGUAUGUCUGCCCUGCAGGUGCCCGACAAGCCGACCUCACGCCGCGAUAAACGCAACUCGAUCAACCCCGGCCUCUCCCUCGCCAACAUGAUGGCUAACUCUAUUGCGCCUGUCGGCACUCGAUCGCCACCGACAUACUCCUCCCCGCUCGCCUCACCGCCACUCGUACCAUCCCGCUCGAACACGCCACCCGUCACCACACGAAUCCCCUCCCCGCUCCGAGAUCGCUUCCCGGAUGGACUCUCGCCUCCCAUCAAAGACUACUCCUCCCAGCCCAACACCCCCGCCGGCUUCGACCAGUCUCCCUAUUCCCGCUCACGCGCCGGCUCGUCCGGUGCGAUCCCCGAUCUCACCCCUCAAAGGCCGCCCUUGCGGACCAACAACACGCUCGAGCGCGUCCCUCCCCGCAACGCGAGCCUCGCUGGAAGCGGGGUCCGGCGUGAGCCCCCACGGCCUAUCGCCGUUCACCGCAUCUCGAGCGAGGGCUACGCGUCCUCCAACGGGCGCCUCUCGCCCGCGCUGCCCGGCCCGAUCCGCGCCCAACGCUCGUUCGACGAGCGCUCGCGCGGGAGCAUCGACGGCCGACUCUCGCCCAACGGCAGCCUCACCUUCGACCUCGACCGCUCGCGCCCCGCGAGCCAGCUUUCGCAUCGCUCCGCCUCCUCGCGCGCUUCGAACCGUUCUGCGCCGAAAGACCUGCCCCGCGGCGUCGAGAGCGGCACCGACACCGACAACGAACACGACGAUGGGGACGACGACGACGUGCCUCCGGCUCCGCCGCCGAAGAGCGCGCCCCGCACCGACGCCCUCACGCUCGACACGUCCGCCCUCAGCCUCGAUCUCGACCUCGACGCGUCCCUCGCGGGCGACAGCAGCGGCCUGCUCAGCGGUGGCGACCAGAGCCAGACGUCCUCCGCCGGUUCGUCCUCGCCCGUCGAGCGCACGUCGCACGCGACGUACAUCGCGCCCGCGCUCCCGCCGAUCCGCUUCUCCAUGUCCGGCACCGACUUCUCCGAGUGGGCGAAGAACGUCGGGAGCAGCGGCGGCAAGCUCGCGGAGCAGCUCGGCCGGCUCACGGAAGAGGAGUCGAUCGCUCCCGACGGGGCGCCGGUCAACGGCGGCGGGGGGCACAAGCCUCAGGGUUCGGUGAGCUCGUUGGCCUCGAUGAUUGGCGGGGCGAUCUCCUUGCCGGAGGUAGACAAGACGCCGACGAAGCGCACGCACGCGACGCGCACGGCCGCUGCGCCCAGCGCCGCCCGCAGCCGGUCUUCGUCCGAAGCGCAUGUGGGCUCCGAGCCCGCCGCAGCUAUCGCGCCGUCAGGUCUUGGGCGUGCGGCGUCGCUCAGCGCGCGCAUCACCGUCACUGCGCCCGAGCCGCAAUCAGAAGACGAAGCGCCCGACCCGACGGAUGUGGUGACGCGGAGGUUGAAGGAGAUCGUCGCGGACGCGCGGGAGAAGGGACUGCCGAACGCGCGGAUCGAGGUACCGUUCCUGCAGGCGUUACUCGAUGCGCUUGUGCAGCGCGAAACAGAGUAUGCGUCGCUGAAGAGUAGGGUGGAGGGCAUGAAGCGCGCGAGCAAGCAAUACGUCGACGGCUUGACCGUCGCUCAAGCCGAGUACGACAAGGAGCUCAAAGCACGGCGUGACGCGGAGGCUGAGGUCAGCCGCCUGCGCGUUCUGCUUUCCGGCCAGGCAGCGCGUAUUUCCGCGAUGCAGGGCGCGGUAAAGAAGCAGGAGGUGCAGCAGGAGCUGUCGGAGCAGCUUACGACGAGCAUAAGUGGCCUGGCGCAGGAUCUCUCGAAGCUUAGGGUGGAGCGGGACAUGACACUGGCGGAGGUGGAGGAACUCUCCGCGUCGAAAUCAACGGUAUUCGCUGGCGAUGCUCAAGCUCCGACCGGAACGCAGGCUACGCGGUCGUUGUCUAUGCGCCUCGACAAGAUCAAAGGGCAAUACCAACGCGACCUUGUCACAUUGACUGAGCAGAAAGAGACGCUCGCUCGUGAGAUCGCCGAGCUGAAGGCCUCUCGGGAGUUGUAUCUGGAAGAGACGAGUGCGCUGAACGCCCGCAAUGAGGAACUUGCCAAGUUGAGCGCCCAGUACGUUCGACGGGUCGAGGAGGCGGCGGCGAGUCUCGAGCCGGAGGAAGCCGCUGGCGGGCGCACCUCUGGCGCCUCCUUUGACAAGCCUCGGGAUGUCGCAAACUCGGCGAUGUCGCACUCCGCAACGUCGUUGACGGCGAGCAGCACCGCGUGGUCGGAGGAGACCACGGACACUAGAUUCAUCAAGGUGUCGAGACCGGACGCGCCUGAUACGACGCCCCAAAUCAAGAAGAUAUUCAAAUGGCCCGGACCGAGGGCAGCCAAGGAGCAGGCGGUCGUGCAACCAUCUCAAAGCGAUAACAGUAAAAGCUCCCAAGGGCCUAAGCAUGCUUUCCAGCAGAUCAAUGUGCUACGCUUCGCUUUCGCGCGCUGCGACCAUUGCGGGGAUAAGAUGUUCGGAACGCAGUUCCGCUGCACCAACUGCCACUUCAGCGCACACACUCGUUGCAUAAAUGCCGUCCACGGCGCGUGUCCCAAUAACAGAGGCACGAUACCCGAAGAACCGGCCACUCCACUUGCGCCUCCUCCUCCCUCCAUGUUCGGGCGCGACCUCAUUGAGCAGGUGAGGGACGAUGCUGCCCGCAGCGGGACAGAUCGGCUUGUGCCUUUCAUUGUGGAGAAGUGUAUCGACGCGGUGGAACACCUAGGGAUGGACUGGGAAGGAAUUUACCGCAAAACAGGAGGCUCCGGCCAGCAGAAAAUGCUCACGCAGCUGUUCGAGCGCGGAGAUUACCAGGCUUUCGAUCUCCUAGACACGGACCGCUUCAACGAUAUCGCCAGCGUGACCUCCGUGCUUAAAACAUACUUCCGCUCGUUGCCAAAUCCACUGAUGUCAUACGACCUCCACGACGAGUUCAUGCAAGUCGCCACUAUCAAAGAGCAGGAGGCCAAGGUGUCUGCCACCGCGGAUGUCGUCGACCGCUUACCCGACGAGCACUACCACACGCUCCGGAUGCUGAUACUUCACCUGCAUCGCGUGCGUCUGCAAAGCGACGUUAAUCUGAUGGGCAGUCGCAACCUCGGCGUUGUCUUUGGACCAACACUCAUGCGAUCGCGCGAUCCAAGCCAGGAGUUCAGCGACAUGGCAGGAAAAGCCCAAACCGUCGAAUGCUUGGUGGAGUAUGCUCCAAUCAUUUUCGGUGACGGAACCUCGGAAUGAGGUUCCUUUACUAUCAUUAUUCCCUCCUUUCUCUUCUUUCUGCUCGGGUUGCUGUUCGCCGUCUGUAUUCCAUUCUACCGAAUAUGUAUUACUUGCUCUUCACAAACCGUCACAUCUUACACCACUAUCUCUACUCUGGAUCUUU